GUCAGGAGGAAGCACAAAUAACCAAAAGAGACGAAGCAACAAGAUCCGUUAGAGAGCCUCUCGGAACGAAUUCCACUAAACGGGCCGCGACUCCUGACAAAACAAAAGCGCGGCGUCUGCGGAAGGCGGAUACCGGAGUUCAACGGAGGUUUAAUUUCAUCCGCAUCCUUAUACUGUAUCAGAGGAAACCAUCCACCCCCGCCCCCGGUGACCCAGAAAGUAAACAGUUGUCUGGCAGAUGGAGAAGCAGGCCGGAGCGGCGGACGGAGCAGGGCCGAACAGAAACCCCUGGGGCUCCCCGAUCUCCGGAUCAGCCACCGGUGACACUCUGGACAGUCCGACAGGUUCUCACGUGGAGUGGUGUAAACAGCUCAUAGCAGCCACCAUCUCCAGUCAGAUCUCAGGAUCCGUCCAACCAGACUUUGCGAACAGGGACAACAAGGCUGGGAGAAGACCAGAUUUCAUGGUGUCCAAGAGGCUGAAUCCCAGGAACCUUUCGGCUCUGAGAUACGGAGCACAGGUCAAAAUGUCCCAGAACCAGGUUCCUCUGCUGCCAGGAGAGACCAUCCAGACUACAGUCAAGGAUGUGAUGUACAUCUGUCCAUUCAGUGGUCUGCUUAAUGGGACUCUGACCGUCACAGACUACAAGCUGUAUUUCACCAGCAUGGAAAAGGAGUCUCACUUCAUUCUUGAUGUGAACCUGGGAGUCAUCAGCAGGCUGGAGUCCAUCAGUGUUCCCAACCAGGGAGAGAACACCAAAGGACUGGAGCUGGUUUGCAAGGACAUGAGGAGUCCCAGGUUUGCCUAUAAGACAGAGGAGAGCCAGCCAGAUAUAGUGGAGCUGCUGACCAAACAUGCCUUCCCUCUUUCUCACAGCCUGCCCAUGUUUGCCUUCCUGUACAAGGAGCAGUUUCCUGUGGACGGCUGGAAGGUGUACGACGCAGCAGCAGAGUACAGACGUCAGGGCCUACCUAAUGAGAGCUGGACCAUCAGUAAGAUCAACAGCACCUACGAGCUAUGUGACACCUAUCCCUCCAUCCUGGUCAUCCCCACUAACUUCACGGACGAUGACAUCAAGCGAGUGUCGUUGUUUCGGGCCAAGCACCGCAUACCGGUCUUAUCCUGGAUCCAUCCAGAGACUCAGGCCACCAUUGUGCGUUGCAGCCAGCCAUUAGUCGGACCGUCAGACCGCCGCUGUAAAGAAGACGAACGUUUCCUCCAGAUCAUCAUGGAUGCCAACGCUCAGUCCCACAAGCUCACCAUAUUUGAUGCCCGGCAGAGCAGCGUGGCCAUUACCAACAAGGCAAAGGAUGGAGGAUAUGAAAGUGAAAGUUUCUACCCCAACGUAGAGCUGAACUUCCUGGAAAUCCCGAACAUCCAUGUGAUGAGGGAGUCUUUAAGGAAGAUGAAGGACGUAGUUUAUCCGACCAUAGAUGAAGCCCACUGGCACUCCGCGAUUGACCAGACACACUGGUUGGAGUACAUACGGCUGUUAUUAUCAGGAGCAGCAAAGGUAGCAGAUAAGCUGGAAUCCGGGAAGACGUCGGUGGUGGUUCAUUGCAGCGAUGGCUGGGACAGAACCGCCCAGCUCACUUCUCUGGCCAUGCUAAUGCUGGACAGCUACUACCGCACGCUCAGAGGCUUCCAGGUUCUGGUUGAGAAGGAGUGGAUUAGCUUCGGACACAAGUUUUCUGCUCGAGUGGGUCACGGUGAUGAGAACCACGCGAACUCGGAGCGCUCACCUCUUUUCCUCCAGUUCAUUGACUGUGUUUGGCAGAUGACUCGACAGUUCCCAGCAGCUUUUGAAUUCAAUGAACUGUUCCUGAUCACAGUGCUGGACCACCUCUACAGCUGUCUGUUUGGUACAUUCCUCUAUAACAGUGAACAGGAGAGAGCAGCCAAGGAGGUUCAGGCCAAGACUGUGUCCCUGUGGUCCUACAUCAACAGCCAACCAGAGGACUUCACCAACCCUUUCUAUGUGGACUAUGAGAACCAUGUUUUGUACCCACUGGUCUCCUCCAGACACCUGGAGCUGUGGACCAGCUACUACGCCCGCUGGAACCCACGCAUGAGACCACAGGUGCCGGUGCAUCAGACACUGAAGGAAAUGCUGAUCUUACGAGCAGAGCUCCAGAGGAGGGUGGAGGAGCUGCAGAGAGAGGCUACCUCCCACUCCCUGUCCUCCUCCUCUGAACAUUCCCCCUCCCCCACACACACCACAGGAACCCCGCUACACACCGCCGUGUAACUCACAUCUGAAGCACCGCCACACUCCACUGUCUGCCACACAAAGGCACAUAGUUAUAUGCAUGUUUUAACCCUGUUACAACACAUGCUGAGGAUAACAAUGUUUACAACCUGAGGGAUUCGUAAAUUAUAAUACCAGUUCUGCAUUUAUCCAAAAACAUUUAGCAAGGUAAAGUGAUCUCAAGGUGUUUGUGAAGUUAAAAAAAAUAUAUAUUUAAGAAAGUCUUAAAAGCUUAAGGUGCACUUGGAGAAUGCAGAUUUCUACCAAGGCCAACCUACCAUUGUUAAGUGAAAUGGGAUUUCCCAGCAAACUAGGUCUGCAACAAAUUUUAUGGUUAGAACAUGCUCCACCUCUCCAAGUUUCAUGAAAAUCAGCUUGGUCGUUUUUCUAUAAUCCUGCUGACAAACAACCAAACAGUGAUGAAAGCAUUUCCUCCUCGGUGGAUUUUACUAGACCUAAUUGAACCUUCUUGUGAUUGUUUCCACUGCCUUCAUCAGUUCAGAACAGCCUGCUCCUUCUGUACUAAGAGGAACUAAGAGUUUGUGUUUAUAAUUACAUUCAGACUUGAUCCUCGGUUUUGUGAAGAUGCCACCAAUUUUAUUAGUAGGUGAUUUUAUUUUUGUAUGAGGAAACGUUACAUGUCUCAGGGCUCAGACUGUAGACAGCUGACAGUCACAUGUUGCAAAUAACUUUACUUUUUAAAUAAAAUAGCCCUGACACUUCAUCUCCACUUUGUCAAUGUUUGAGCAAUGUUGAUCAAUGCUGAAUCUUUAUGAUCAGCUAUGCCACAGCACUCAUUUUUUAAAAUUACAUUCACAGGAACUGUAAUUUUAUUAAAGUGGAAGAAUCAUUUUAGGAAUAAAAAUCAUAGACCAUUAUAAUCACAGCAUGAAUCCCAGUCUAAAAGUUAGCUGUUGACACCUCCAGAUCCCAUCCCUUCCAUAAAUACAUCGUGACCCUUCACCUACCUCCCGCGUGCAGACACUGCCACAGCAGAGACCAAAACAGAAACAGCCUGCCAUGAACUCUCUGCACUGGUGGACGGCUUUCUUUUCCCCUUCUUCACUCCCGGGACACUGCCUUCGUGUUUUUCUUUAUUUUGUCUUAAAAACUGUUGUCUUCCUUUUGUUUACAUUGGUGACUCCAUGAUUCAGCCGUGUCACUGGUUUUAUAUCCCCACCGCUUUGUUUUUUACUGGUGUAAAAUUCUGAUCAGUGUUUAUACUUAUACAGUUAGUGCCCCUUUUGUGUUACAAUAUAUUGGGUCGGGAGCUAAUAAUUUAUUUUUCUGUUAAUUGGGUGGAUGGAGCUUUGAACAUGGAGUGAAAGCAAUCUCUGUUUUCAGUCCGUGUUGACAGCAGGCUGCAAUCUUUUGUUUUGCUUCAGCGCAACAGUGGCACAACUUGGGAAACAAGUUAAAAGUCUUUUUAUCAUUUAGUGGUUAGGUCUUAGAGCAGGGGUUCCCAAACUUUUCAGCCCUCGACCCUCAAAAUAACAGUUCCUGAGACUGGUGACCCCCACUAUCCCCGGAGGUGACUGAAGCAUAACAAAACGUGUGCACACGGAUGCACGCACUAAUAGGUGUAUCCAAACACGGGCAAAACGACAAUAAAAAGGAAGAGAACAGCCUGACAACCAUGGUAUGAUUUCACAUAUAACAAUUUACUAUAAGAUGAAAGCAGACCACAUCCGUCAAAAUCUCCAUGUAACUUACGAGUGAACAUUGUUGCUGGAAUGCAAAGUAGUGACUUAUACACUUUAAUUUCCAUAUAAGCAGAAGAAUAUCUCAGUCAGAGUAACGGUGGUCCUCUCCUCCUCUCGCACCAGAAGUUGACAGUGGUUCUCCACCCCCCUCUGCUGCCUUCUCUUUUGUUGGUAUCAACCAGCGUUUCAUUAUGAAAAAUAUGAUCCAAGCUUUAAAUCCUAAUGUACUGGUUUGAGAUGUUCAGAAGAAAUCUCCUGGUGUACCCUGACAUGUGUGACAUAUGUGAUGUUUCACGUCCAAAUGAUACUGUUGUUAAUCCGUUGUAAUCACUCCAGGGGUUACAUCAGGAGGACUCUGAAAAUCAUUUCGCGACCCCUCAGGGGGUCCCGAGGCCUCACUUUGGGAACCCCUGUCUUAGAGGAUUCAGGAAAGAAAGUGCUGAAAGAGUAGAUAUGUUGGAUUUUUUUUGUCUUGAAGUCUUGAAGCUUAAACCUGCAAAAGUGCUACUUAUUUCUCACUUGAUCGUGACUAGAACAGUGUUAUUUUAGGUCUUUGUUAAAUAGGAGUGACAAAUAAAACAGCCAAUCAAAAUUGAGUGUCAGAAGCGUAUUAUUGUUACCCAGCUAGUGUGUCAAAGUGAAAGUUUUUUCGAUUGUCAUACAGUCAAUACAAUCAUAAGUUUAAUGUGCUAUGAAAGAUUUGAGCAGGUUUCACUGCUGACUUAUAAUAAUUCAGGAUGUUUCUUAGCUUUUAAGUCCUGGACAAUUGCACAGAACGUUUUGUGUGACUAUAUAGUGCCAUCCCAGCCAAUUAGAAGAGUAACAAUCAGCCCUCAUCCAAUAAUAUUAGUUUGGAUAACGGUUACGAAUGUGGUCCUGUUGCUGUUAUUUCAACAGUGCACUCACUUGUUGGGCUGGAUUAGUGUUUAAAUGAGCACAUAGCAGGUUUAACCCUCACAGUUCUGCCUACUUUUAUUAUUUUUGCUCUUUUGGUGUAUUUUUACAGUGUAAAGGCAGCCCUUUUAGUCGAACACAAUGUCACCCAUAUAUUGCUGUACAUACAUGUGGAAGCUUAAGUGUGAAUUUGUCUUUUUUUUUUAAUGUAACCAUGUUUAAUUAUGUGAAGCUAAACACAAAACCUCCUAAUGAGCCAUAUUCACUUCUGACAUUCCAUUAAAAAAAAAAAUAAAACAGGAACAAUUCAGAAA
This is a messenger RNA of Stegastes partitus (bicolor damselfish), 5159 nucleotides long. RefSeq names its product myotubularin-related protein 1-like. The transcript has 19 exons. Gene Ontology annotation, cellular component: membrane; cytoplasm. Gene Ontology annotation, molecular function: phosphatidylinositol-3,5-bisphosphate 3-phosphatase activity; phosphatidylinositol-3-phosphate phosphatase activity. The record is from RefSeq and is a predicted model, not a curated record. Bases 239 to 2248 code for a protein of 669 amino acids. Gene Ontology annotation, biological process: phosphatidylinositol dephosphorylation. NCBI's taxonomy places the organism in Eukaryota, Metazoa, Chordata, Actinopteri, Pomacentridae.